This is a messenger RNA of Salvia splendens (bonfire salvia), 6982 nucleotides long. RefSeq lists its product as uncharacterized. Bases 59 to 6835 code for a protein of 2258 amino acids. The transcript has 13 exons. The record is from RefSeq and is a predicted model, not a curated record. NCBI's taxonomy places the organism in Eukaryota, Viridiplantae, Streptophyta, Magnoliopsida, Lamiales, Lamiaceae.
AGUUCAACCAUUACCAUCGCAUUCGCAUUUGAUAAUUAUCCGUUUAAUUGAUGUAGGGAUGGAUUUCCACUCCAUGAAUCGCAAACAGCUUCAGGCAUUAUGCAAGAAGCACAAGAUUCCCGCUAAUUUGUCUAAUCUCGAGAUGGCCAACAGGCUCACGAAAUUUCUCCAGGAAGAAAAUGUGAGCGAAAUCGAAUCGGGUGUUGAGGUUGUGAAUAAAAAAAGUAAGAAAGUACGAUUUAGUCCGGAGCAUGAAUUGAUUGAGUUUACCAGAUCGCCAAUAAAAAUUAAAAGAAGAAGUAGGAGGAAUUCUGUUUCAGGGAGAGAUAGUAAUUGGUCAAUUGAAAUGGAGGCAGAAAUUGUGGGUAGAGAGGGUAGCACUAUGCAAACUGGAGAGUUGAAGUUAGUGGAGGCAGAGGUUAAGCAGAAUAAGAGAGGAAGGAAGGCUGUGAAAUGUAAUGAUGGAAAAAAAUUUGCUUCUGCUGUUGAUAGUUGUGAAGAUGGCCAGUUGGAAAUGGAAGUUAGGCCAGUUAGAAUGACGAGGUUGAGAGGGAAGACGGAAGCAGAGGUCGAGAUGAAAUGUGCAAAAGAUGAUUGUAAGAGAGACGAGAAAGCUUCAGAUAGUGUCAAGAAUGCUGGGCACACUGAGAUUGCGGAGAAUCAUAGUAGGGUUACCAGGUCUAAGGCACAGAAAGUGACAGAAGCUCCUGCAGCAAAGGAGAAAAGAGGGAGAAAAGAAGUGAAAAAUAUUGGUAAGGUAGCUGCUGUUAGAGCUGAGACUGGUGACAAUAGAGACUCUUUGAGUAAGAGAGGGGAUGAGGGUGAAGAAAAAUCAGCUACGGGUUCAGAUGAGAGAACUGCAGGAGAACAUGUGACUGUUGAACAUCAACUUGUUUUAAGGAGAUCUAAAAGGAAAGUGAACCGGGUUGGUGAAUCUGAGAUGUUGAUUUGUGAUACAAGGGAACAUGAAAAUGGCAAGGUCAAGGGCUCAACAAAGACAAUAAAGUUGUUGGCAUCAGGUGUUCUGGAAGUGGAUACAGAAAUUAGUGGAGUUGAAGGGGAUCAAGGUAGAGGAGCAGUUCUGAAAAUUGAAGAACCUAACAGGAGGAAGACCGUGAUUGAUUAUACUAGUCUUAUAGGUGAUACAUUGAGAAGCUCACUGACACAGCCAGAUAUUGUUCCUGAAGUUUCUAAAGGUGAGAAGAUGGUUAUCCAGCCUAUUGGAGUUACAAGGAGGUCUAGGCGUAAGACUAUAAGUGUGAAAUUGGUUUCUACUAGUGAUACUGAUUCAGCUGCAGAGAAUCUCGAUGCAGAAAAGCCUAAAAGUGAAUCAUGUCUAGGAGAGAAGGAGAAUUUUGCAGUAGUUCAGAAGAAUACGCGAGUAAUAAGGAAUACUUCCAAAUGUAAGCCACCAGGGUCUCUAGACAAGGUUGGUACUGAUUCAGCUGCAGAGAAUAUUGAUGCAGAAAAGCAUAUAAGUGAAUCAUGUUUAGGAGAGAAGGAGAAUGUUGCAGCAGUUCAGAAGAAUAUGCGAUUAACAAGGAAUACUUCCAAAUGUAAGCCACCAGGGCCUCUAGACAAGAUUGGUGGAGAUUCUAAUAUUCACCAGAAGAACAACGUAACGAAGAGAAAAAGAGGUCAGGUCACAGGAGAUGCCAUGAUAAAGAACAAUGAUACAAUCUCUGGAGAACAGUCAUUGACAGGAAGAAGCAGUGCCAAAGUUGUGUCUCCAACUGCGAAAGGCAAAUUUUCUGAUGAGAUGAACCAACCACACAGACUAGACAAGCCCAAGACGCUUGACACUUCAUCUCAUCACGAUUCUUCGGGAAUUGGGGAAUCGUUGUUCUUGAAUGUUCAGCUGUCCGUUUCAAAAGAUUCAGAAAGUGCUAACAACUCGUGUUCCAAAAAUAUCAUUAGUGAUGUGGAUCUGACGUCUAUAAAAGAGACUCAUGAAAUGAAGGAAGAGGUCUCUGCUGCUGAUAGUGCUGACAAUUCUUGUAUGAACUUGGCCAAUGAAGGAAAGUUGGUGAACUCAAACGCAAAUGCAGCAUCCACAUCCAAGAGUGCAGCUCGGGGCACUGAGUCCUCAGCUUCUGAGGAUCAAAUUUGUAACAGCAGCAUUGUGGAAGUGAAAGAGGGCAAGUUACUAUUGGAGUUUGAUGUCCAGGAAUCAGUUGAGCAGAAUAUAAAAGAAGUGGAUAGGAAUGGCUCAGAAGCUCGGAUGUAUAGCCAAGCGGAAGAUUCUGGAUGCGACAACAAAAUCAAUGACCAAGUACUUGCAGAAGGCUUAAAUGUUCCGGAAGAGGAAGGUUCUGCUGAGACAUGCUCUUCUGCUGACAGAUUUUUGCAUGGUGAUCGAACAGAUGUUACGACUGACCUAGAAGUAGCAGAGACUGAAGUGGAUGAACACGUAAAACCAUGUAUCAGCUUGGCUGAUCACCAUAAUGAUCAAGAUGACUUAGAGUUAGGAGCAUCCAGUAAUAUUUUGGACAUCAAUAACGAAGAUACAUCCCGAACACCUGGAGCCUUUGAGUCUUGUGGGACUGAUUAUACCCACUCAAAGAGUUCUUCAAAACUGAAGGAGCCAUCUUUAGGCAUGACUAUGCAUCAUGUUGAUGAUGUGGACAAAGGAUUUGAAACCUUCUACCAUAACGGUAGAGCUUCAGAAUUGGCUGAAGCUGACGAAAGAGGUUGCUCAAAAGAUCAAAGUAAUUCAAGUGACCAGUUCAAUGAAUCCAAUAUGCCUGAGCUAUGUCAUAGUGAGAGAAAUGCUGGAAUAGCCUCACCAGAUGGAAGUAUCUUUAAAGGUGAAUAUUUAUUUAUGAAUUCUGAUAAGCUUUGUACAGAUAGCACUGGUGUUAAUUUAAAAAAAGGUCAUGAUGAUGUUCAAGUGGAUAAGUUAUUCGAUCAAGAAGGAAGAUACGGGAUCACACCACAAGAGAAGGAAAACUUUUCUGGUGAACAUUCAGUCGAGGAUUUUAAUGAGCAAGGGCUGUCACAACAUGAUUCCCCUUCUAUAGCACCCACCACCACGUGCAAAAGCACUGGAGAUCAUAAGAGCUCUAAUUCACAGAAAACUGAUCCUUGUAGCCCCUCUUGUGAUUCUGAAACUCAAGCGGAGAAGCAAAAGAGUCUAGUGGCCAAUUCCAAUGAACUUGCACACUCUAAUAAGAAGCAGGUAACUUUGAGCAGUGCAAGUGAACUGGCAGGAAAUGCAGUAUGCUUCUUAACGAGUUCUGAGAUGAAAGAUGCUGUAGGCCUCAUUGCUGAUGAAGAUGUCAAUGAUGAAAACUAUGGCAUAGAUGAAGAGGUUUCGGCUGAGGCAAGCAUUUCAUAUGUCAAAAGUUGCUCUGUCAACAAGAUAGCGGCUGGAAGUCUUGGUGAUGUGAAGUUUCAAGACACCGUGGAAACUGUUGAACAUGAAAACCUGGUAGCAAGGAUGACAGAGUCAGAUGCAGAUGAAGAGGCUACUCUUGCGACAUCUAGGCAGAUCUGGGCAGAAGCUGAAGUUCAGAAUCUGUUUGGAACCUCGGACCAAUAUGCUCCUCCUGGUCUAAGUGACACUUUCUGUCAAGGAUCUGAACGAGCAAAUAUUACAAUGUCGGAGAACAAAUCAACUCCCAGCAAUAUUGGCAUCUUGACUGAGAAGCAGGAAAAAGAGAUGGAUGAAGAAAGUGGUAUCGAGAGUGAUGCUAACAUCUAUGAAAAUGUGCUAGAAUCUCUGUUUGCAACACCAGUAAAGAUUGCGACUCCCUGCAAGACAGAGGAAACUUAUUCUUAUGACAGUAUAUUGGACGGAAGUGUGACGUCGGUUCAUGAAGGGUCGGUGACAAUGAAGGAAAAUGUUCCUACAGGAGUUACGUCCAAUGAAAAGGCUCAGAAUGCUGGAUAUGAGAUUGAGAACAACUUAGGCACUGGAGCUGCAUUACCAGGUCAUGGGGGAGAUGACAUUUGCGAAGAUGCAAAUAAUGUUGAGAGUUUUGACAGAGUAUUGGACGGAAGUGCAACAUUGGUUCAGGAAUGGUCAGAAGCAAUGAAGGAAAAUGUUGCUACAGAAGUUACGUCCAAUGAAAAGGCAAAUACUGGGGGAUAUGAGAUUGGGGGCAACUUAGGCACUGGAGCUGCAUUAUCAGAUAAUGGUGGGGAUGACAUUUGCGAAGAUGUAAACGAGGUUGAGAGAGUACUGGACGGAAGUGUGACAUGGAUUCAGGAAUGCUCAGAGGCAAUGAAGGAAAAUGUUGCUACAGUAGUUACAUCCAAUGAAAAGGCACAUAAUGCAGGAUAUGAGGUUGAGAGCAACUUAGGCACUGGAGCUGCAUUAUCAAAUAAUGGCGGAGAUGCCAUUUUUGAAGAUGUAAACGAGGUUGAGAGUUUUGAAUUGCUGAAUACUUUCACUGGAGUUCUUUUUGAAGCUGAAUAUGACGGUUGUGAAGCUUUGGAGGAUCAGUUGACCCAUAGCAAAGAGGAGUGCCUUCUAGAAAGUAAUUCAAUAACAGAAGAAGACAUAGAAGAGCAUGCCAUUCCUCUAGCAGAACCCUGUCUUAAUGACGAAGAAACAGAGAAAAGUAUUAUUAGCGUAUCUGGGUCACCACGGGAUUUAUAUGAACUUAGGCCAGAAUCACUUAGUUGUAAGAGUGAAGCUCAUAAUAAGUUUAAUGGGGAAAUGACUCAAAGUACUACAUCUGAAUUAUUUGAUGCCAAUCUUCAGAAAUCUGAUGUUCCUGAGAACAGUCAUCUUCCCUCUGCCUGCAAUAAUGAUCAUGACAAUUCAAGGGAAACAUCGAUAAAGACUUCCAAUGAUCCAGAAGUGGAAAAUAUUGGCAGCUUCAAUAAAGGUAUAUCUCCCCUGAUUUCUUUGAAGGCCUCUCCUGAUUGUGAAGAAUCAAUACUAGGGAGAGAUGAUCAAUAUGAAGCCAAGAAAUUGGAUGAACAAGAUGGAAUCCCAAAAUGCUCCCAGGAUAUUUCUGAUGAAUUGCAUACCAACAGUGAAGUGGCAAUUCAGGGAAAUGUUUCAAUUGGUUACAAUAACAGUCGGGAACUGGAGCAGCUUGUAAGUUCUGAUGAACUUGACAACAAAAGUAAGGAGGCCAAAGGGAUGGAAACGAUCACACAGACAAAUAACACAGAUGCAGCUGCAGAGCAUGGAUCAUUUGCCUGCAGGACAGUAUCUGGAGAUGAUAAAAAGUUAGAAACUGGAGAGCCUGUUCUCAGUUUAGAUGAGGAAAAGGUGCAAGAUGCUGGAUUUGAACAUGAAAACAGCUCAUGCGUUGGAGAUUUAUUGUCAGAUGAUCGUGGAGAAGACACUUGUGGAAAGAUGAACGAUGUUGAGACUGUUGAGUUCAAAGUUACCUCCACUAAUGUUCUUUCUAAAACAGAAUAUGAUGGUGAAGCUUCUGUGGAGCAGUUUCCUGAGAACACAAAGGAGGGCCAGAAAGGAACUAGCUUCAUCCCAGAAGACAAUGAAGAAAAGGUCACUUCUCUAGAAACAGACAGUGGCAAUGAAUUGACAGAGGAAUAUCUUAAUAUCUUGUCUGGCACACCAAAGAAUUUGGAUAAAAAUGGAGGCUGCCAAGACAUGUUAUUUGAUAAUGUUCUGUCAGAAAGCGUCAGUUGUAAGAGUAGAGCUGAUUAUAAAUCCGAGCAGGAAAUUAUACAAAGUAGUGAAGUUGAAGAUGAGUUAUCUGAUGCUGAUCUACAAAAGUCUAACAUUUCUAAGAAUAGUCAGAAUGUCAUAGAUGAAGGUACCUAUCUGCCUCUAUCUUCAGAGGCUUCCCCUCUCUCUGAUGAACUUACACAAAACAAAAUUUGUGGAGUUAUGAUUUGUGAUGAGAUAGAUGCCAAAGGAAAAUCCUCUCAAGAUGUGUCUGAUGAGUCGCAUACUAACAGUGAAGUGGCCAUUCCAAAAGGCCUUUCAGAUAGUAACAACCAGACUGAGGAUGCUGGGCUUGCUUGCGGUCUUGAACUUGAGAGAACAUCCCUGGAGACAAAUGAGGCAGGCACAGCCACACAGGAUCUUAACAAAGGUGUUCAUCCUAGAGACCUUGGUUCUUCUGUUUGUGGUGCAGAACUGCAUCUCCACGUAAGAGAUGAAAAUACUGACAGUUUAAAGGGAGACAAUAGCAUGAAGGACACUGAAGAGGCUGAGACUUUAACUACUCAAAUGGUUCAGUUUCCCAUUGAGCUUCAAUUUGAGAAGAAUGUGGAAGACUUCAAGAAUGAUACUCACGCACUCUCAAACUCGCCAGCCUCUGGAUCUGAUGAGAUUUUAAGGGAAAGUGACGUGGCAGGCACAAUUAAAGAGUACAUUGAUUCUGAAUCUUCUCUGCCUGUGAUCUUUGAAAACUCUGGUGCCAGCCUCCCGAGUGACAUGUUGGCAGAUACUGAUGAAAUAGUCGCUAGUGAAAAAUCAGCCAUGCCCAUUAACGAAAAGGACAUUGCUGCUAGGCUUGACUGCCUAACUCCAAUGAUGGAGAUAUCUUCCCACUCGUCCAAGGAUGAAGAUACUGUGCCAUCACUUGAAUGCCUCAAUACAGAACAAGAGGAAGUCACACUGUCAACCGAACUUGCUCAAGUCUCCGGGAAAGCAGCAAAUUCCCAUGAACGCGUUGAUGAAGGCAAUACUAUUAAGCUUGAUGCUGAUGAAGAUGGGCAUAUUACGGCUUGUUCGACCAAGAGGAAGAAUGCUAGAACCAUUUUGAUCCAUGGGACCCCCGGUAAGCUUAUUGCUGCAGACAUGAAGGAGAACGAGCUGAACCAGAAGCGCUCGAACAUAGGUGAUAUCACAGCAGCAAGACCAGCAAAGAGGAGACCCUUACAGGAUCUUCGAAGGAAAUAAAUUUAUCUUAUUUUCUACUUAUUUGGUGUUGUAAGGCGGCUGCCUUAUGCAUAUCUCAUGCAGAUAGAUAUUUAUGAAACAUUUCUCAUGUAAUCUGAGACACUGAAUUGAUUAGUAGACAAUAUUUUAUAUUUGUAAAGGGUAAAA